GUAACUAAGUUCGAUUCUGUCGUAUCAAAUGUAUCAGCAUCAGAGUAAAUUCUAAAUUGUGAUUCGUGAACGUGAAUUGGAGUUUACCGGCUUCAGAUGUGAUGUUGGAUUGAAAUGAAGUUGAUUGUGAACAAAUCAAUAUGGCACUCAAGCUUGGAAAAUGCAGGCUUUGCCUCAAGCUUGGCGAUUUCUAUUCCAUCUUUACGGUGGACAACAAUUUACAACUCGCCGAGAUGGUUAUGGAAUGCGCGCGGGUUAAAAUACAAGAAGGCGACGGUCUUCCCGAUAAAAUAUGCAGUGAAUGUAUUCAGAAGUUAAGCAGUGCGCAUAUUUUUAAACAACAAUGUGAGAGGUCAGAUCAAGAAUUGAGACGUAAUUAUAUUCCACCACCAGGUUUUAGUUCAACUCCACCACCUCCUACUCGACAAAGCAGUGAUUCCGCCUUCUCAACAGACACUUCGAAACCCUCUUCGUCUUUAGAAAGUAAAGUAACGCCCGCCAGUAGAGUGCGAAAGAGAAGCGGAGAAAGUGUUGGAAAUGCCUCGAAUAGUAGUUUUUCCCACGAUUAUCAACCUGGCACUUCCAAACGAGUCGAAGAACUGCGAAAGUCUCAGAAAAGACGAAAAUUAUGUGAAGACGUCUCCGAUUCAGAUUUUGAGGAUAACAGCGCCUCAUUCUAUUCUGCUGGGACGGACUCUGAUGAACCACUAGAUUUCAAAUGCGAUAUCUGUUCGAAAUCCUUUAAAAGUUAUAUUAGUAUGUCGGCACACAAAAAAUGUCAUAGCAGGGGAAAGAGUGUCUUACAUAAGCAGCCUGCAGCUCCGCCUCCGCUUAGCACUCCACCCCUACAACAUAGCACUCCACCCCCGGGAACCGACGCUCAUGAUGUCGAAGAUGUCUCUAAAUGUGAAAAAUGUGGCAAGACCUUUAAAUUGAAUAUAAUGCUUAAGAGACAUAUGGACGUAUGCGGAAAAAUUGAACUCGACAAAGAACUCAUGAUAUCCUUAGAACCUAUUGAUGCUGUGCCCAAUAAAAACAAAAUAGAUUGUACGAUGUGCACAACGAAGUUUAAAAAUAUCGAAAAUUUAGAAAAGCAUAUGCGAGUUUGCCACGCGGCAGUUCUAAAAAAAGAUGCACCUCCAACGCAAAUCGAAAAUGGGAAAAUUGCUGUUCCUUGUUUUUACUGUCGCAAACCAUUUAACGAUUAUUAUUCCUAUACAGCACAUUUUCGGGUGUGUCCUAAAAGAGACGAUUCACUUUCAUUUGUGUGUCCAAUCUGUAGCAAGGCCUUGAUGAAAAAAGCUAGUUAUUUCUUGCAUUUAAAAGCUCAUUUCUUUCCUGUUACAACUAUAAAAAAGGACGAACCCCCCUCUCCCAAUAAUUAUUCAUGUCGUUUUUGUUCUACGAAGUAUUCAAGCCAAGAAGGUCUUAUUGCGCACUUAGCAACCCACAUGAGCAAUACAGAAGGUGUUGAAGAUGGUGGCGAUGAAGAAUCUAGGGCUAGUACCUUGGAUGAUUCAGCGUCUGCACAUUCGGAAUACAACUCGUCGAUAACAAGCGGACCAUACAAAUGUGGAAUUUGUGGGAAAGAAUUUAAAUAUAAAAAAGCUCUUGCUACCCACGAGGCUAAACAUGCUGAAGGAGUUAACGUUAAAACUGAACCACCCGAUAGAGACACUUCAGAUCUAUUAACCCAGUCAAUGAAUGACGACCAUUUAAACCAGUCCGAUUCUGAAUCAAGUCACGGAGAAGAAGAAGAUAAUACGUGUGAUAUUUGCGAACGGCAAUUUUCUUAUAAACGUCUGCUCAUCCAACAUAAGAGAACAAAACACAACAUGACCUCCGGAACGAAAAGAGCGAAGAUAAACUUAAAAGACUGCGCCGUUCGCUGUCUUAUAUGCGACUUGGAAAUGAAAGUGAGCGCAAUAUAUGAGCACAAUCAGAAACACAUAUCAGCUAACAUAAAGCCGAGAAAUAUGUACACUUGUAUGGAGUGCGAGCAGCAAUUCAAAAGCUGUAGCGGACUUGCGAGUCACAUUAAACUGGUGCACAGGUUACAUAUGAAGCAGCAAGCGCCGAAGAUCACGGUGCCGACGCCGGAUCUGGCGGAUUUUUGUGAAGUCGUUGUGACAAAGGCGGAGCCCCUGGAUUAUGUCCAGAGUCACAGCGACUUUGGGGAGGCUUCCGCCGUAAAUGCAGCGGGCGUGUUCUCAUGCCCCACCUGCAACAAAGUGAUGCCCACGCUCAUUUCGCUGAAGCGGCACAUGAACUGGCACACUAAUGUCGGCAAUAAUAUAGAGAAGAAACUCGAGUGUUUCGUCUGCAAAGAGACUUUCAGAUUCAACUGUCACUAUAAAUUACACAUGCGAGAACACUACCACGAUACCAAUUUAGAUCCCAAACAUCUGACCUGCCCUAUUUGCAACAGAAAGAGUAAACACUUGCGCGCUGCGCAAGCGCAUAUGAAUUAUCACAAACAAACCCGCUUCCAGAAUAAAGAUUACGAAUGUGCUAUUUGUAAAAGAGUCUUCCAAUAUAGGAAAGUUUAUCUCUCCCAUAUGGCCAUACAUUUUAAGCGUGGGGAAUCCGCGAAUAAUACGAUAAUAGGCUCCGAACUACCAAACACGGCCGACAAAACGGUUUUUGAUGGCUCUCAUACGUGUGCAUUGUGCGGUAAAGUGUGUGAUUCGGAAACAUCCCUUAAAUGUCACAUGAGUUGGCACAAAUCGAAGACGUUACUGUACGGUGCGCGGCACGAGUGUGAAAUUUGCACUUUGCAGUUUACCAACAAGAGACGCCUCGAAAUUCAUUUUCGAACCCAUUUUGAAGAUGACAACGGUCCGUUUAAGUGUCAUAUUUGUGGUAAAGGUUACAUUGCAGAAGAAUACUUUCGGAGACAUGUCAAAGGUCAUAAUUUCGACCAUCAGUCUCACAAGAAGAGGAUUGAGAAACUCAGAAAGGAUAAAGUGAAGUGUCCAAUUUGUACAAGAUACUACCCAGAUUUAGUGAAGCUUAUACGUCACCUACGAAGAACUCACCCCGAAAGUAAAAUGAUUAAAGACGAUCCGGAUGCACCGCCGCCUAUGUACUAUCCGUGCAAAUUGUGUGCAAAAGUCUUCUUGGAUGAGCGGCGUCUGCAACACCACGAAGAGGCCCAUUUGCGGAAACCAGAGUUCUUCAAGUGCAAGUUUUGUGGGAAGAAAACGAUAUCACUGAAAAGUCAUCGCAUUCACAUUAAAGGACAUUUGACACAGAAAUACAUUGACGAACCUCUGAAAUGCCCGCACUGUAACGACACGUUUACGAGAGGCUACGACUUGCAUUAUCACUUGAGAGACGCACACAACAUAGACGAGACGUGGAUAGCCGAUCGAAAUAAUCAAGGCUUGGAUGGACCUCUGAAAGACCUGCAAUGUUCUGUAUGCUUCAAAAUUCUCGCAUCCAAGGGUAACUUUGAACGACAUAUUGACUACCAUAAUUCGCUUCGGUGCAAUUAUUGCUUCGAUUACUUCAGUACCCUGAGAUUCUUGGAAGGCCAUCUAGCGUUCAGCUGUGAGAAAAAGAAAUUAAUUGGUAAUACUGAGGUCUAUCCUAGAAAAGUGAAGUGCCACAUAUGUUAUAAGGCAUUCCAUGUUCAAGUGAAAUUGGACUGCCAUUUGCGAACGAAGCAUGGCAUCAAGUCAUUCAAAGAAGCUUCAGAGAGUAAAAAGGAAAUUGUAUGUGAUUAUUGUUUUAGAGUAUUUGAAAAUAUGGAUGCCCUCACUACUCACAAGCUUUACCAUAGGACUAUAGGGUACUAUGGCUGUCUUUACUGCAAUAGAAAGUUCAAUACCAUGACAACAUAUAGAAAGCAUAAAAACCAUCACUUCUCCCAACUGAAUGUGGACAAUCCAACUAAGUGUGAACAUUGCGAUGAGACAUUUGUGCCAUUCCGCGAAUUCAUAUAUCACAUGCGAGACGUUCAUGGCGACGAUAAAGAGUGGGUCGUGUUACCGAAAGAAUCCAUAGAAGAAAAGUGUAAUAUUUGCAAUAAAAUCUUUUACAAUUUACAUAGGCAUCUCGCAUAUCAUGAAGAGAACAGGUGCAAGAAGUGUGGUGAAUAUUUCUUUUCGCGAGUCGACUACGAUAACCACAUUUGUCACAUCGACAGUGACGAUGAAGUUUUGGAGAAUUCGGAAAAUGAUAUUCGGCCGAAGUAUGAAGAGUGCCAGUUUUGCUUUAAACCUGUCACCAUCAAAACGAAAAAGAAACAUGAUCUAUUACACAAAGGAUCUGGUUCUAUAUCGUGCAGAUUUUGUCCUCUCAAAUUUAAAACAAUUGACGCGUUUAAUAUACAUGCAUUUUCACACCGAAGUAGAAAAUAUAAAAAACAUCCGAUCCGUUGUCGCAUUUGUCGAGAGGCGUUCGUUAAAUACGGGCCUUUCAUCCGUCACAUGAAGAACGUGCACAAGUCGAGCAAAAAGAUGCAUUACAGAACCACGAUCAAACCGGAAAAAUGCGUCGUGUGCUCGGGCGAAUUUCCAAAUUUACACAAUCAUUAUAGGGCACAUUUGCAGAACCAAUAUUCUGAAUCAAGUCACGGAGAAGAAGAAGACAAUACGUGUGAUAUUUGCGAACGGCAGUUUUCUUAUAAACGUCUGCUCAUCCAACAUAAGAGAACAAAACACAACAUGACCUCCGGAACGAAAAGAGCGAAGAUAAACUUAAAAGACUGCGCCGUUCGCUGUCUUAUAUGCGACUUGGAAAUGAAAGUGAGCGCAAUAUAUGAGCACAAUCAGAAACACAUAUCAGCUAACAUAAAGCCGAGAAAUAUGUACACUUGUAUGGAGUGCGAGCAGCAAUUCAAAAGCUGUAGCGGACUUGCGAGUCACAUUAAACUGGUGCACAGGUUACAUAUGAAGCAGCAAGCGCCGAAGAUCACGGUGCCGACGCCGGAUCUGGCGGAUUUUUGUGAAGUCGUUGUGACAAAGGCGGAGCCCCUGGAUUAUGUCCAGAGUCACAGCGACUUUGGGGAGGCUUCCGCCGUAAAUGCAGCGGGCGUGUUCUCAUGCCCCACCUGCAACAAAGUGAUGCCCACGCUCAUUUCGCUGAAGCGGCACAUGAACUGGCACACUAAUGUCGGCAAUAAUAUAGAGAAGAAACUCGAGUGUUUCGUCUGCAAAGAGACUUUCAGAUUCAACUGUCACUAUAAAUUACACAUGCGAGAACACUACCACGAUACCAAUUUAGAUCCCAAACAUCUGACCUGCCCUAUUUGCAACAGAAAGAGUAAACACUUGCGCGCUGCGCAAGCGCAUAUGAAUUAUCACAAACAAACCCGCUUCCAGAAUAAAGAUUACGAAUGUGCUAUUUGUAAAAGAGUCUUCCAAUAUAGGAAAGUUUAUCUCUCCCAUAUGGCCAUACAUUUUAAGCGUGGGGAAUCCGCGAAUAAUACGAUAAUAGGCUCCGAACUACCAAACACGGCCGACAAAACGGUUUUUGAUGGCUCUCAUACGUGUGCAUUGUGCGGUAAAGUGUGUGAUUCGGAAACAUCCCUUAAAUGUCACAUGAGUUGGCACAAAUCGAAGACGUUACUGUACGGUGCGCGGCACGAGUGUGAAAUUUGCACUUUGCAGUUUACCAACAAGAGACGCCUCGAAAUUCAUUUUCGAACUCAUUUUGAAGAUGACAACGGUCCGUUUAAGUGUCAUAUUUGUGGUAAAGGUUACAUUGCAGAAGAAUACUUUCGGAGACAUGUCAAAGGUCAUAAUUUCGACCAUCAGUCUCACAAGAAGAGGAUUGAGAAACUCAGAAAGGAUAAAGUGAAGUGUCCAAUUUGUACAAGAUACUACCCAGAUUUAGUGAAGCUUAUACGUCACCUACGAAGAACUCACCCCGAAAGUAAAAUGAUUAAAGACGAUCCGGAUGCACCGCCGCCUAUGUACUAUCCGUGCAAAUUGUGUGCAAAAGUCUUCUUGGAUGAGCGGCGUCUGCAACACCACGAAGAGGCCCAUUUGCGGAAACCAGAGUUCUUCAAGUGCAAGUUUUGUGGGAAGAAAACGAUAUCACUGAAAAGUCAUCGCAUUCACAUUAAAGGACAUUUGACACAGAAAUACAUUGACGAACCUCUGAAAUGCCCGCACUGUAACGACACGUUUACGAGAGGCUACGACUUGCAUUAUCACUUGAGAGACGCACACAACAUAGACGAGACGUGGAUAGCCGAUCGAAAUAAUCAAGGCUUGGAUGGACCUCUGAAAGACCUGCAAUGUUCUGUAUGCUUCAAAAUUCUCGCAUCCAAGGGUAACUUUGAACGACAUAUUGACUACCAUAAUUCGCUUCGGUGCAAUUAUUGCUUCGAUUACUUCAGUACCCUGAGAUUCUUGGAAGGCCAUCUAGCGUUCAGCUGUGAGAAAAAGAAAUUAAUUGGUAAUACUGAGGUCUAUCCUAGAAAAGUGAAGUGCCACAUAUGUUAUAAGGCAUUCCAUGUUCAAGUGAAAUUGGACUGCCAUUUGCGAACGAAGCAUGGCAUCAAGUCAUUCAAAGAAGCUUCAGAGAGUAAAAAGGAAAUUGUAUGUGAUUAUUGUUUUAGAGUAUUUGAAAAUAUGGAUGCCCUCACUACUCACAAGCUUUACCAUAGGACUAUAGGGUACUAUGGCUGUCUUUACUGCAAUAGAAAGUUCAAUACCAUGACAACAUAUAGAAAGCAUAAAAACCAUCACUUCUCCCAACUGAAUGUGGACAAUCCAACUAAGUGUGAACAUUGCGAUGAGACAUUUGUGCCAUUCCGCGAAUUCAUAUAUCACAUGCGAGACGUUCAUGGCGACGAUAAAGAGUGGGUCGUGUUACCGAAAGAAUCCAUAGAAGAAAAGUGUAAUAUUUGCAAUAAAAUCUUUUACAAUUUACAUAGGCAUCUCGCAUAUCAUGAAGAGAACAGGUGCAAGAAGUGUGGUGAAUAUUUCUUUUCGCGAGUCGACUACGAUAACCACAUUUGUCACAUCGACAGUGACGAUGAAGUUUUGGAGAAUUCGGAAAAUGAUAUUCGGCCGAAGUAUGAAGAGUGCCAGUUUUGCUUUAAACCUGUCACCAUCAAAACGAAAAAGAAACAUGAUCUAUUACACAAAGGAUCUGGUUCUAUAUCGUGCAGAUUUUGUCCUCUCAAAUUUAAAACAAUUGACGCGUUUAAUAUACAUGCAUUUUCACACCGAAGUAGAAAAUAUAAAAAACAUCCGAUCCGUUGUCGCAUUUGUCGAGAGGCGUUCGUUAAAUACGGGCCUUUCAUCCGUCACAUGAAGAACGUGCACAAGUCGAGCAAAAAGAUGCAUUACAGAACCACGAUCAAACCGGAAAAAUGCGUCGUUUGCUCGGGCGAAUUUCCAAAUUUACACAAUCAUUAUCGUGCACAUUUGCAGAACCAAUGCCAACAGUGUGGGAAGUAUUUCAUAUCAUCGAAGCUGUUUUCGCAACACGCGUGCGACAGAGAAGACAGCGAUCCAUCGAAAGUGUUUACGAGUGAUGCUAACCUACCUCAGCUGAUCAACUCUUACGUGCCCAUAGACGAGAAAGACGACGAAAAGUUUUACGGUUACGAAGGCGAAAAUGCUGAGGAUGAAAACGAGGAUUUUCAUCAGAAUGAAGACAGUCAGAAUUCCGCAGACACAGCUGAGAGCACGAUACACGAGAUGGCUCAUGCGCCAAUAAUAUCUGACGUACUGUCUCUCUAUCAAAAGAAAGAAACGGACAACGCUGAACGCAAAGAAAACAAAGAUGUAGUUGAACUUACUGAUGAUGAUUCAGUAGGUUUUGAAAAUAAUAUACUUACAGUCAUUACGAUUGACGACGAUUAGUUUUUAUCGAGGUGUAAUCGUAAUACUAGUCUAGUUAAACUGAUUGAUAGUAAGGUUUUAGAUUUAUCGAAAGCAGAUAUAGGGUACUUAGUAUUCCACGUUUCUGAGUACAUUACAAUAUCUGAUGUUGCAUUUAUGCAGGUAUAUCUAUAAGUAAUAGUAUAUUUGUAUAUAACACUAAUAUAUAUUAUAGUAAUUUACUAAGUUGUUCCGCAUUGGAAUGCAUUAAAAUCUUGAUUGGGGUAGAAAUACAUUGGACAUGUAUUUCAUAUGCAUUUAGAUACUUAUAAUUGCAUUACUAGUUACAACAUUAACUAUAUAUCAAAUGAAUACUAAAGAUGAUGAUUCUCAUAUAUUUUUAAGUUUUUUAAUGUGCAGAGCUUGCGUGAAGAGUAUCUGUAUUGUUAAUACACAUAAUGAUUCGUGAAACUUAUGCUUUAAAUGAGAAAGCAGGGCUAUUUUUCUUUUGGUAAAAAAGUUCAUUAUAUUAAUUUAGGCCAGUUAUAUGCUUAUAAGCAACUGGCAUUUCAUACACCAUAUUAAUAAUAUAUAGUAAGUACUGAAAAGUGAUGUAUUUUAGGUCAAACCUGUUAAUGUAUCUGAAUUGUUUUUUUUUUACGUUAGUUUAUUUUGGUGCUUUUUUUUUCUCACUCUUGAAUUUGUUCUUAUUAUAGCGGUGGUAUUCCCCAUUAGCUCUUUGGGACCUUUAUUUAUAAUUAUAAAUCAUUUGUAAAUAAUAAACUUUCACCAGCUAUGAAGCUGCCAUUUUGUACAUAUUUGCCAUAUUAUAUUAGUUGUAAGUAUUAGUUGAUAGGUCAUUAGUUAUUUGAAUUUAAGUGUUACUUUUGUAGAUUACUUUUAUUUAUAAUCCAUUGACCACAUGGACAAUUUUAUAGUAUGUUCUCUAGAUAACGCUUUCUGUAAUAUGGCUUUGUAAUUGCUAGAUAAUGUUAAGAUUUUUAUAAUUAAUUUAAGAAAUACAAAUUUUGACGGUAGUCGUAAAUUAAGGUACAUAUUAUGGAAGUUUUAUAUAGUGACGAUUCAAUUAUGUAUUCGUCAUUCUAAAUUUAUUUUAAUGAAUGUGUGGAUCAUGUUAAAUAUCAUAUUUGCCAAAGGAAAAUAUUGUUCUAUGUAGCUGUAAAUUAUAUUGAUAGUUAUUGGCUUUCAUAUAUAUUAAAUUAGAUUUUAAUUUUUAAAGCUACAUUUCGCGCUAGCUAUGCAAUAACAUGUUAAAAUAUAAAUAAACGGUUAUUUUUAUCUUAUAUUAUUUGAUUUAAAGUUGUACAUUUAUGACGGUAAAUUUGACGUAUAAACAUUUAUAAUUAGUACAUAUUCACAGUUGCUGUUCUUCAAAAAACCAUAGUUACUUUGUAUUGACUCAAUUUUAUUUGGAGAUAAAAUUAAAAUCCAUUCCUUCAGUUUAAAAUUGAUUACAUUUUGUAAAUAUGACUAUAUCAUUUAUUGAUUUAUCAUUAAAAUGUGAAUUGGUAUUGCCCAGUGAUAAUAAUUGGCAAAUAUAUUUUUGUUACCAAUGUAAAAAAUGGUACUAGAUCUUUAUGUAUGUAGUCGGUGCAUCUAUAUAUGUGUGAUUAAAAUAUAUAAUGUGGUAAA
Molecule: messenger RNA, 9437 nt
Organism: Zerene cesonia (dogface butterfly)
Lineage: Eukaryota; Metazoa; Arthropoda; Insecta; Lepidoptera; Pieridae
Exons: 8
Coding region: 141-7826 (2561 amino acids)
Biological process (GO): DNA repair; regulation of transcription by RNA polymerase II
Cellular component (GO): nucleus
Molecular function (GO): zinc ion binding; RNA polymerase II transcription regulatory region sequence-specific DNA binding; DNA-binding transcription factor activity, RNA polymerase II-specific
Source: RefSeq, a predicted model, not a curated record